CCCGCCUAUAGUGUCUGGCGGGGCUGGAAAGGGGGCGGAGCUCAGUGGAGGGACAGCUCUGGUUUCGGACAAAAGAGGAAUCAGCUUGGGUGUCCUGCUGUUACUCGCUGAUUGGUGCCCAGGCUGCUUAUCUGAGUGUGGACAAUAUUGGACCGGAUUGAAAAAAGACGGGCUUUCAAAUCCUGCUUUUGGCAUUUAGUUCCUGUGUACUUUAUCUGAGCUCCUCUACUUAGAUCAAAGAUUUCUCCACUGAAAGCCCACAGGGCUUUUUGGCUCAGCUGAAGCAGAGGAGGAGGGGCACCAGCACUUCCUACACAGAAGAGUCCCUGAGGGCCUGAGGCUUUCUAAUCUCAGCUCAAAGUUUUGGGAAUCCUUAGACCGGAAUUAUGGCAUCAACUAUAAAUGGAGAGAACCAUAAUGUUAACUUCCAGGAAGCUCAAAAAUAUUUGCUGACGCAGCCACUGAAAGACAAUGAUACAGAGGUAUAUAAAAUCAUUAAGAAGGAAAAUAAUCGCCAGAAGACUGGGUUGGAACUUAUUGCUUCAGAAAAUUUUGCAAGCCGAGCUGUUCUGGAAGCCUUGGGUUCUUGCUUGAAUAAUAAGUAUUCUGAAGGAUACCCAGGCCAGAGGUACUAUGGUGGCACCGAGUUUGUGGAUGAAUUGGAGAUUCUGUGUCAGAAGAGGGCUCUGCAGGUCUAUGGCCUGGACCCACAAAGCUGGGGGGUCAAUGUUCAGCCAUACUCAGGAUCUCCUGCAAAUUUCGCAGUGUACACAGCUCUGGUGGAACCACAUGGGAGAAUUAUGGGUCUAGACCUGCCUGAUGGGGGUCACCUCACCCAUGGGUUUAUGACAGAUAAGAAAAAAGUCUCUGCCACCUCCAUCUUUUUUGAGUCUAUGCCCUAUAAGGUAAAUCCAAAUACUGGCUAUAUUGACUAUGACAAACUAGAAGAAAAUGCCCGCCUCUUCCACCCAAAGCUGAUCAUUGCAGGAAUCAGUUGCUACUCCAGGAAUCUGGACUAUGCCCGCAUGCGGAAGAUUGCAGAUGAUAAUGGGGCUUAUCUUAUGGCUGACAUGGCCCACAUUAGUGGGCUUGUGGCAGCUGGGGUGGUCCCUUCCCCCUUUGAACACUGCCAUGUGGUGACCACCACCACACACAAAACCCUUCGAGGUUGCCGGGCUGGCAUGAUCUUCUACAGGAAAGGAGUGCGCAGUGUGGACUCUAAGACAGGCAAAGAGACAAUGUACAAUCUGGAAUCACUCAUUAAUUCAGCUGUUUUCCCAGGACUACAGGGAGGGCCUCACAACCAUGCCAUUGCAGGAAUUGCUGUAGCUCUGAAGCAAGCCUCCACACCUGAAUUUAAGGCUUAUCAGUUACAGGUGGUUGCCAACUGCAAGGCCCUGUCAGCAGCCAUGAUGGAGCUGGGAUACCACAUAGUAACAGGUGGUUCUGACAACCACUUGAUCCUUGUGGACCUACGCAACAAAGGCACAGAUGGAGGAAGAGCUGAGAAGGUGUUAGAAGCUUGUUCUAUUGCUUGUAACAAGAACACCUGUCCAGGAGACAAAAGUGCAUUAAGACCUAGUGGACUGAGACUGGGAACCCCAGCUCUGACCUCCCGAGGACUAUUAGAAAAAGAUUUCCAGAAAGUAGCCCAUUUUAUUCAUGAAGGAAUAGAACUGACUCUGCAGAUUCAGAAAGACCUCGGUCCCCAGUCCACCAUGAAAGAAUUCAAGGAGAAACUUUCGGGGGAUAUGAAGUAUCAGGGGGCUAUCAAGGCCCUCAGAGACAAAGUGGAGAGCUUUGCAGCUGCUUUUCCUCUGCCUGGAGUCCCCGAUUUUUAAAAUGAGACUGGACACUCUUAGCAGUCUGAGUUUCAGAGCCAGACUGGAAAUAUAUUUAGCUUGAAGACUACCCAAGUGCCAAAAGCUCCCUUGUAAGAAAAGGAAAGCAGGAGAAUGUAUUAAUUGGGAGGCGGGGAGUGGAAGGUUAGGUUUUUUGGGGGGAGGGGGUUUCAUUUUUAGUGAUCUUUUCUAAUAUCUCUACAUUGAAAAAAAUUACCAUAUGCCAGUCACUGAAGACCUGGGUGUGUGCCUCCAAAGGAUGGUGUACAAACCAUAAAUCUCAGUUUUAAAAGUUCAUUAGUAGUCAUGUGGGGGAUACUUUACUAAGUAGUGAAUUUACUUUGAGUCUCACUUAUCUAAUUUUUGUGUAAGAUCAGAGUAUCCUAUAACCAUUCAGCCUUCAUUCAAAUGAACAACGAUGUAAUUUUAAAGUAUUACUUAAAUAAUUUUCCUUAACCUCUGCAGUGGUCAGUUGGCCUGCUCAUGACUUGUUGUGGCAGCUCAGAAAACACCCAUGUUAAUAGCUUGUAAAAGUUACUCAAUGUCAGUGUCACGUUGUUCAGCAGAAUGCCAGAAGAACUGAAUCAUGUCUACUUUAUUUGGAGGGGAAAUUAUUGUGAAGCUUCAGCUAAGUAUAAAAUUCCAAGCCUGACACAUUUGUAUUUGGUAUAGCAUUUAAAGUUAUAGUACCUUAUAAAUACUGUCUUUAAUCCUCCAUGCUCUGGAGAGAGAGGUGGCAAGUGUGACCCUAGUUUCCAGAGGGACAAAUCACAAGAGUGAUCACUUGCUGAGUUGUGGCACUUGGCAAUGGCACCCUUCUAUUCCAGUUCGAGAUAAUUGGUCUUCUCCCUACAAUCAGGGUACCUGAAACUCUGCCUUCCCAAAGAAACUAUUUUUUAAACAGCUGACUGCAAAACAGUAAUGACCAUUUUUAAUAAGCACAAUAAAAUUAACCACAGAACGUGACAAGAAUUAUAGCUUUAAAAAUACAACCAAAUUUGUAUUUCAAAAAUAUUGGAACGCAAAUAAAUUAACUUUUUUACAGUA
Messenger RNA from Dromiciops gliroides (monito del monte), 2888 nucleotides. RefSeq names its product serine hydroxymethyltransferase 1 (gene SHMT1). Lineage: Eukaryota; Metazoa; Chordata; Mammalia; Microbiotheria; Microbiotheriidae. Gene Ontology annotation, cellular component: cytoplasm; nucleus; cytosol. The record is from RefSeq and is a predicted model, not a curated record. The transcript has 14 exons. Gene Ontology annotation, molecular function: protein homodimerization activity; pyridoxal phosphate binding; glycine hydroxymethyltransferase activity. Gene Ontology annotation, biological process: protein homotetramerization; purine nucleobase biosynthetic process; folic acid metabolic process. The coding region runs from base 387 to 1841 and encodes 484 amino acids.